AUGAUAAAUAAUGAUAAAUCGAAAAUUCUGUUACAGGUAAGCCUCAUAUUAAUAUUCCAAUAUUUGUGUAAUGUAAAUAAAGUAGUAAAAUCUCAUAGCUUAUACUAAAUUAGCCAUAAAUAAUUAUUGCAUAAAUAAGCAUAUCAAUUAAGAACAGAAUCUCAAUGUAAACAAGUAAAUUUUCAAUAAAUCUUUUAGUUAAAUACUAUUAUUUAGAUGAUAACAUACUUAUUUGA
Molecule: messenger RNA, 236 nt
Organism: Paramecium octaurelia
Lineage: Eukaryota; Ciliophora; Oligohymenophorea; Peniculida; Parameciidae
Source: the annotation of a GenBank genome assembly